Messenger RNA from Mollisia scopiformis, 1788 nucleotides. RefSeq lists its product as uncharacterized. The transcript has 3 exons. Bases 1 to 1788 code for a protein of 595 amino acids. NCBI's taxonomy places the organism in Eukaryota, Fungi, Ascomycota, Leotiomycetes, Helotiales, Mollisiaceae. The record is from RefSeq and is a predicted model, not a curated record.
AUGUACAUGAACCGCAUUGCACCUUCAAAUUCGCAGCUCUAUAUUUCCGAUACCGAUGGGAGUAAUAAGGUGGCCCUCAUGGCCAACCAGACGAAACCCUUCGACUACCAUGCAAACUGGUCGCCAGAUGGAGAAUGGAUCGUCUUCACCAGUGAACGGCGUGGUGAUGGGCAGUCAGAUCUCUACCGUGUCAAGCCCGAUGGGAGCUCUCUGGAGGAAGUCAUCGUCACUGAUGUGUUUGAAGACAUCGCUUUUGUCUCUACCGCAAUCAACCACACGGCCAAUGUAUUCGUGAAGGACUUGACGAACGGAUCAGAUGCCACCCCAUGGAACAUUACAGGUAGUGACGAGACUGUCGGCAGCUUCUGGGGCCCACACGGCUUCUUCAGACCUCAAUGGUCUCCCGACGGCCAAUGGAUCGCCUUGAGUUCUGAUGCGAGUACCGACUGGACGGGUCACGGUAACGGCACGGGAUGGGAGCACACCCAAGAGCUUUCCAUAUACGUUGUCCGCCCAAAUGGCAGCGACUUCCGCAAAGUCAUUGGCUAUUCCGGUUGGUCCCUUGGCACACCUAAGUGGUCAGCCGACGGCCUCCGACUCGUCUACAACAACAUGACUGUCAAUAACACCUACUAUGCACAUGGCGUCGACUACCAAGAAGAAGGAGUCGUGUCUCAAAUCUUCAGCGUUGACGUCGGUACUGGCCUCGACGUCGUACAGCACACUUUCGAGGAAACUUGUAAGAUUUCCGGCACGUACAUUGGCAACUCAAGCAUGAUCGGCUAUGUGAUCAAGGCAGGGAUUAAUGCUGGCAUCAACUACACCAUCAGCGACAGUACACACGGGUAUAUCAACGGAACUUAUCUACGGAACCCUUCUUGGUCACCUGAUGGUAGUAAAGUUGUUUACGAAGUACCCGAUUUUACCUUGCGCACUGCUGAAGAAAGUCUCUGGAGCUUCGACUCUGAAUGGGAGUACCGUUACAUGGACGUUUUUCCUCAGCUCCAAAGCGGGACCGGAAAGUUGGUCACGACGCAGAAGAACGAGGGCAAUGCAUCGAACAAUGCUCUUGUAUUUAAUGCCGACUACACCGAUCAACAGACUGUCGUUAACGUAUACGAUCUGAACGACUCCGCAGAUUAUGUCUACAACUACGAGAUUGGCGAAGCAGGUGCUUUCCAGCCGACGUGGAGAAGCAAUACCUCCGGGCUGGCGGUAGGCUUCGGCUUCUGGUUUCAGGAACGGUCGGAUUACCCAAGCACCAUCUACCUAGCUGAUUCCAAUUCCACAACCAAUUCGUCUCAAUACAUCAAUUUGACGGAUCCAUCCAGUGCUCACAACGCCGGUUUCCCAUCCUUCAAUCCUGAUGGUACCAAGCUCGUGUACCGUCUCUGGGACGGCGACAACGGACCCCUGGGACUCCGAAUCCUGGAUCUCCAAACUCGCGAAACAUUCAACCUCACCUCCGGCUGGGACAACACACCGGGCUGGUCACCCAACGGGGAACUGAUCGACAUCUGCACCAUCAAGCCCGACGGCACCAAUCUCCAGAUCCUCACCGACUCAGGUGCGAAUGAUGCCCACGCAGUGUGGUCGGCGGAUAAUCACAUUAUGUAUAAUAGUGGGAUGUAUGGGUACAGGGAUGAGGAUGCGUUGUAUGAUAAUACGUUCCAGCCGUAUGGGCGGAUUGUUAUUAUGGAUGCGGAUGGAGGGAAUAAGACGUUGUUGACGGAUAGUAUGUGGGAGGAUUCGAUGCCGCUUUAUGUGCCGAACAGUUAUUUGGGUUAG